GGGAGAUAAGGCGGGAGGCUGAGGGUGUCAACACAGAGAGAGAAAGAGAGCGGCGGCGCAGUUAGUGGCAGUGUGGGGCUGAGGUUCAUCCAGGCAGCCAGCCAGCCACCACACACACCACCAGGAACACGCUGCCCGCACCACCGCCGCCACCACCACACGCACCAUCACCACCACAUAGACACCCAGUAACGUCAGUGUCAUGGUACGGUCAAGUGUAGGCAGUGCAAAGCGUACGGAAACUAAAACAAUUACGAUCUUCACGACGAUAACUCUCAUGUGAUCUUGGUGCGUGCGAAGGUAACAGUUCUUGGUAUUGUCGUCACCCGAAUGUCCACCUUGCUUACGGACACACGGACACCCUCCUCCUCCUCUUCCUCCUCCAUCAUCACUACCCCGCAAGUCUGUUUCCCGCCAGUGUUGUUGCUCUCAAGACGCCCACCACGCCGCACGCCGCUAACCAGGAGCAUGGCAGCGUUCGGGACGGCAGUAGCGGUGUGCCUCCUGGCCGGGAUGCUGCCCCUGACACUAGCCAUCCAGGUCACCGUUGUGUGCGCCGACCUGGUUGGUGCCGGGGGCGUGGGCAUCCGCGUGUGGCCCUCCCUGAAGGCCUCGCCCGAUAGGAGCUCCAGGUCCAUGCAGUUCCGACUUCUUCAGAUUAACUGGGAGGCGGAGAGGCUGUUGGAGGGGGACUGGGUGGGCGUGUUCAACCAGGACCCGCGACCUCCACACAUGAGGCCGCCGCCCAUCCCGCUGCCGCCCACCUCCACCCGGGACUGGAGGACACCGCAGGCACUCUUCUGGGACACCCCGUACGCCACCCACGGCACCAUCACCAGCAACUACACGCAGCCCAGGGUCGAGCUGAGUGUGUUGGCGCGCGGCGGGUGCGUGGGGCCAUACGUGGGCUUCGUCAGGAACGGGGUGUGUGUGGUCGCGGAGUGCCUUGCCUCGCACCCCACCUGGCUCUACGACCACAGGGCGGUGCUGGGUAGUCGGUCGCUGCGGUCCCUAGUGCUCCCCGGUACCCACAACGCCGGCUCCUACACCCUCGCCGACGACAACGAUGUGGUGGCCGCCUGGGUGGUGUGUCAGGACGAGGACAUCAUCUCCCAGCUGCUCUACGGGAACCGGUACUUGGACCUCCGCGUCGCCUACUACCCGGAGACUCACGAGCUCUUGUGGAUUAAUCAUGACCUGGUACGGUGGCGGCCCCUUCAGGAGGUGCUGGAGAACGUGCGGGGCUUCCUGGCCCUCUCCCCCGACCCGGUGAUCAUCGACAUCCACCGCACGCCCGUCGGCUUCAACCUCCCGGAGUCCAUGGAGCUGCUGCUCUCCCUCAUGAACGCCACGCUCGGGGGCCACUUCGUCCACAGCCGCCACGGCCCGCACGUCACCCUGGACGACCUUUGGCAGAUGGGGAAACGCGUCAUCUUCACCUUCAAUGACCCAGCCGUGUCAGACUACACGCCGUGGGUGUGGCCGCCGCUGCCUCAGGCCUGGGCCAACGCUCAGCUGCUGGAUGACCUCCGCAGCUUCCUGGACUCACAGAUGAACAAGAGAUUUGAGUCGCCUCGCCUCUGGGCCGCCAUGGCUCACCUUACGCCCACGCUGUGGGACUUACUGUUUCGGUCCCACGUGGGGGUUCGCGGCCUGGCGGAUCGUGUGAGUUUCUCCAUCACGCGCUGGCUGCGGGAGCGGUGGGGUCACAUGGCCAACAUUGUGGCCUCGGACUUCUUCAGAAGCAACGACAUCAUCAACGUAGCCAUCAGAACUAACCUCGCCCUGUCCAUGUGUCGCCCGACUGACCCCUCGAGGCACCCGUACACGCUGAGAUGGACCACGGAGCUCACACUGCGUCAUGGGUCUCCCUCCACCACCAUCCCGCCCUUUGUCAGGAGAAUGUACUCCGGCGGGGCUCUCUGGAGCACUACCGGCGUGCGUCAAAUCCACUACCCCUUCAUCCCCGUCGAGAACAACAUCAGCACGGUCUACACCGCCAUACCCACCAGGAGGUCGUCCGUGGCUCCUGGGGUAACCUACCAGAGCAACGGCAACACGUGGCGAGAGGUAUUCCACUACCCUACAGACGGGUCACCCCAGCCGCCAGAGGCAGUUUCACCCAUAAGUGUUGCUCGCCCGCCAAGCCCUGCCACGCCCAGCCUCACGACGACGACUGAAUCCUCACCUAAAGUCAGCGUGGAAGAUAUCCUGUCGGAAUGGGACACUGAAGACAGCCACGACCCCCUGGAUGAGGAGCUUCCAGACGGGAUGGAGAAUUCUGAGUCUGGGAACACCAACAGCUCGGCAAGAAUGAGUGGCCUGCUCGAAGGCCAUUUGGCAGACAGGGACUCCGCCUUACUCAGUGCUGGACCUGGUGGAGAGGACACAGCUGGACACUCCAGGCUCCCAGGUAGUGGAAAUAAAAGUCCCUCUGCGUCCUCACCUUUGUCACGUGACCUUGGGGACAGGGAACCUUCUGUUGACGCAUUCGUUCAUACCGAUUCAUCGUUAUCUACGCGUAACACCUUGGAAUACGAAGGUUCAGUGCCCACCAUCAGCAGCAACAAUGAAAAUGAAUAUCUGGUUCUCACCAGCAAUGCUCAGCAAGAUAACAACACCGUGCUACUGGGAAACGAUUACAGGCAAGACGAAUACGUGCUGUCGGCCACAAUCACCGCUCUACUGAACGUGCCGACGUCACCCACGCUGAAUGCUACACAAGAACUGUUUUCCCUGUCAUCCAGGGAAGAUAAGGCAGAGGACAACAGUUCUUCGACGCUCACAAGUAACAACACAGAUAAUGACAGCAUUGUGUUGCCCAUCGACGACAUCAAAACUAGUCCCUCGCGCCCUGUACAUGAACACCUGCCUGUGGAGCACCCGAAGCAGAGGUUCCCGCUAGAUCAGGUGGAGUAUGAUAACAGGCCAUCAGAACCCAGCGACGACAGUAAGGAUGAGGGGGUCUGGGCGCCUGAGAAUGCUCUCCCAGCGACUGAAUCUACUCAUGAGGGACCUUUGAGAGGAGUCGUGACCCUAAAGCAUCAACAGGCAUCGGACCACUCAGUGGAACUCCCACAACCACCAAAACAGUCAACAGCUCAGACUUACACUCAGACCAUAACACCGCAGUCUGUACCUCCUGAAGAAACUGCGAAGUAUAUUCCUGUCACACUGCCGGCACUGCUUGCUGUCCACACGGGAAGAGCACGGCCCACAACACCAGUAAUGCCUGAGACCACUUCAACGAGAGUUCCACCUGUUGCUCCAAGUAUAGUUGCCCGGCCUGCCGCUCCUACAGUAUCCACGCAAACGCUGGUCUCUGAUGUCACAGCGGGCAAAUCGUCUUCCCAGGUCACUUAAAAAUCAUUGCAAUGGCCGAACUUUUGUGCCAGUCAGCGAGCGUCUGGGGACCCAAGGGAUGCACGAGUCGUCCUACUUCAAGCAAGGGUUUAGCGUCCCCAUCUUAUGUUUAACGAGUGGCCGGAAUAAGAGAACUGUGACAUAUGGAGAGACUUUUUAGAUUACUUAUAUUUAUUUACACCUGGCCAUCACAAGUUAGUGAACCGGUGUAGUGGUACCUUUGUCAUCCCACCGAUAAAAAACAGGCAGUGCAAUAGUACAAUGUCAGUGGUUUUAUAGCACAGAAAAACUAACGAGGAGAGGAAAUUAGUGGUGACAUCACCAUGAAGGAAAGGAAUAAACCAUUAAGUUGACCUCAUAAACUACAACAGAAGGACGCCUCAAGUGCUGCAAAUGGUACGAGCCUCCUUCCUGAGCAGGGUGGCGCAGUGUGAUUUGUUAGCGGCUACAAGUUCAGGUGAAUCUAUUUUGAUAUAAACUUCUUCGUCUUAUGACUCUCAAAAGAGGACUAGAGAAAUAUGUAUCACGGAUCUCAGCCUCUCGCGGCCCCUCAGUCGGUGCUCGGAGUUAAUGACAUUACAGGUACUUAGGCCUCCUGGUACAGAGGGUGAGCAACCUUGCCGACCAUCAGAACGUCGAGCCACAAACUCUAUUUUUCUUUUCUGGAACACAUGUGGCUGGCAGGGAACGUUAGCUAAUGAGGCCGAAGUUAUCUUACACAUUGUCCAAGGUAGAGAGAAGAUUUAUGUCGACUAUUAAUCCCUCACACUAAUUGUCUAACCAUAUAUUGUAUACAUAUUAUUCUCGUAUAUUCACUGACUCGCAAGGUGGCAACAUACUUGAGAACAGUAAAAACAUGUACAGUAAGCUACUCAGUGGAUCUUAAUAUGUUGUGGAAGUCUCGGUCAGAGCGUCAGGCUGUUUUUCAUUCCUCAGUGGCUGGUGCUUGACUCUCCUUGCGACUCGAGUCAAGGAGCGCUGAUACACUGACGAACAGGGUAGGAUGAGGCAUGAGGGUCUUUCAAUAAUGGCUUCCCCUCACAGUGUGGCAUUAGUACCUACAGUUCCCACAGGGCUGAUAACCAACGUCCUUGAUUCGUAGUUUUAAGAACAUCAACAAAUCCACAAAGCUACGGCUGCUUGAACCGAGUCUCUGAUAUUCUACCUCCGUGUUACCAUCAUGAAUGUUUCCGUAGUUAUAAUCUAGUUUCCACCUCACAUAAGACUGAAAAAUGUAACAAUAUUUGGCAGCGUAUUCAUGUAAAGUUUACCAUUUAGCUAAUCCGUCCGAGUCUUUGGUGAUUUAGGAAACAGUGGCUCUGGAAGAUUAGAAGAGGAAGAGAUGUAGAAGGAGUAGGAGGAGUGGAUUGGAAUGGAAGGGCAGGUAUGAUGGAACAGAUGCAGGGCACAAAAAUAGAAGGAAUAUGUGAAAAUGACAGCAGAGAGAUAGUUUAGGGGGAAAAGUACAUAUGGCAACUCACUGAUAAGACUAGUGAAGAGGAUGUGCUUGUAGACAAUGAUAGCAUCCCUGAACUAAGAGAAGCAAGAGCAAUGAAGUCAGACUUAACUCUCUCGCUCAAGAUUCUGAACUUCCCUAGGUUUGCGCACCCUUCUAAGAGAGGCUGCCGCUAGGGAAGGAAGCUGAAGGAAAGGGUGGGCGGGGGUGGAGAAAGACAAGCAGGCUGAGAUGAGAAGGAAGGCAGGAAGGUUAAGUACGAGGGAGGUCAGAUUAAUGAGAAGGAAGGGAAAGGAACGACUCAAUAGAAGCUGCUGGAUGAACCUCUGGGCUGGAGAGAGACAAGCAGGAUGAGAUGGGGAAAAAGAAAAGGAUAAGUAGUUAAAAGGAAGGAAGGGUUCAAUAAGAGGAACGUCAAAGUAAUGAGAAGGAAGGAAGGGUUCAGUAAGGAACGUCAAAGUAAUGAGAAGGAAGGAAGGGUUCAGUAAGAGGAACGUCAAAGUAAUGAGAAGGAAGGAAGGGUUAAGUAAGAGGUAGGACAGAGUAAUAAAGGUGAAGGGAAAGGAAAGACUCACAAAAGCUAAAUAAACCUCGACCGUCGCUACUCAGUCCAAACAUUCAGUCAGUAUUUAUUUUUCCAAUAGUUUUCUCUCCUCUCCAUAGGUGUGUAUAGACGAAUGUGUAUUUAUUGAUUUCCUUAACUACCUUACUUCCGUAUAUCCUGAGCCGUGGACAAACACUAGAGGUAUAGAUAGAAAUAAAAGUGAACAUGAAAAGGAAAACAUUCUUAUUUCUCCUCCUGAGGUACAUCGGCUGCCUGGCAUGUCGGUCUGUUCCGUGGAAUAUGUCACCAGAAAUAUAUAUUUAAUCAUGGA
Molecule: messenger RNA, 5694 nt
Organism: Eriocheir sinensis (Chinese mitten crab)
Lineage: Eukaryota; Metazoa; Arthropoda; Malacostraca; Decapoda; Varunidae
Exons: 8
Coding region: 331-3363 (1010 amino acids)
Biological process (GO): lipid metabolic process
Molecular function (GO): phosphoric diester hydrolase activity
Source: RefSeq, a predicted model, not a curated record